AUGGAAAUCUACAGGAUCUAUCAACAACUGCCAAUCGCUUUUUGCGUUUUUGCAUUCGUUGUAAAUCCCAUAUUCAUUUUUCUUGUAUUUUCUGAAAAAUCUUCGAUGAUUGGAAAUUAUCGAUUCCUUUUGUUAUUCUUUGCAAUUUUUGAUUUAAUCUACUCUGUGGCUAAUGUGUUGGUGCCAUUGGACAUUCAUAGUUACCGCUACUGUUUCUUUUCAAUCACUCGAAAUGGAUGGUUCGUGGAACACUCCAAUUUUAAUUUCCACAUGAUGACUGCCCGUUGUUCUUUAGUUGGCGCAAGCUACGCCGUUCUCCUUGUUCACUUCAUUUAUCGCUAUCUUGUCAUUCAUAAUUCCAGUCUCACACGCAGCAAGUUUCAUUGGUACAUGCUAUUCUCUAUUUCUAUUUGUGUUGUAUAUUUUGGUGUUUGGCAUUCUAUCUGUUACUUUUUGGGAAAAGCAAAUAUGGAAACACGAGAUUACAUUCGUGAGGAGUUUCAAAAGACUUAUGGAAACGACUCCAUGAACUUUAACAUGCUCGGUGCUCUUUAUAGUGAGGGUUCCGAUGAAACUAGAUUCCGAUCUUGGUUGGCUGUCUUGCUAACGACAAGUAUCUCUACCAUAUCCAUCAUAAUGUUUAUGGUAUUGGCGAUUACUACAGUGACGAAAUUGAAAAAAAUGACGAGGAACGCGAGCAAAAAGAUCUCCAAAUUGCAAGUCGACCUGCUCCGAGCUCUUGUUGUCCAAACUGUCAUUCCAAUUUUUAUCAGCUUCUCUCCGUGUCUUAUUUGCUGGUAUAGUCCGAUGUUUGGAAUUCAGUUGGCUAGAGGUUUCGACUACGUAGAAGUCAUUGUUCUGGGCGUCUUUGCUUUUGUCGAUCCAGUUGCUAUCACUUUGUGCCUUCCGACUUUUCGUAACCAAAUCUUUUCAUUUUGUCGUCUUACUACUACGGCAGAAAAUUCCAGGACGAAUCGUGAGACCCAUUGA
Caenorhabditis briggsae is the source of this 990-nucleotide messenger RNA. The transcript is spliced from 5 exons. NCBI's taxonomy places the organism in Eukaryota, Metazoa, Nematoda, Chromadorea, Rhabditida, Rhabditidae. Bases 1 to 990 code for a protein of 329 amino acids. The record is from RefSeq and is a predicted model, not a curated record.